UUGGCUCUGGAGAAGCUAUUUCCUCACUGUCUGCAGCCGUGGCUUAGGAGGGAUGUCGGGGCUCCCGGGACAGGCGGCGCUGGCAACCUGGGAGCCUGCUGUUCUCCCUGCAGGGCAGCACCUGGCUGCUAUAGGCUGGGAGCCUCACCCUUGGGCCCUGGAAGGCCCCAGGGCUAAGCUCGGGAAAUUUCCACCGACUUGCCUCGAUUUGGGCUCCCGGGCUGCAGUGAUGUUGCUACAAGAACUGUCUUUCUCGCUCUAGAAACCAGGACAAGAUGGUGUUUCUUCCUUGCUGAAGGGCUCCCCUCCCCCCAGGCACCCACUGCGGUCCCUGGUGACCGGCGAAGGGCUGCCCCACGCGGGCUGCGGGAACGCGGCAGGCUCCAGACCAGCACUGCUGGUGGCCUCCGCCUUCUAGAGAAAGUCCCUGCCCCGGGGAGGGUAACCGCACCCGGCGGGAGAGCCAGCCAGAGCUGCCCUGCGAGGGUUUGGCCACUGCUAAGUAACCUCCACCCAGGUAGGCAACUCGGCCUCGGUGGCAGAGGGACUCGAGCUCAGGGAGAAGGGAGCGAGGGACUCGCCUGGCUUCAGCUAGCCCUGGAGGUUGCCGAGGCAGAGGGGCGGGAGCCCCAGACGUGGAGCUGAGGCCCCCAGGGGCCUGGACUGGAGAGGCCGACUCGCAGGUCUCCUGCCAGCCUGGAAGCUGACGGUGGGCGGAGGGAGUCAGACCUGGCUCUAGACGCGUGUCUGUCCUGGGCUAACAGCUCAACUUCUCUCCGGUUCGGUCUCCUGAGCCUUUCCCCCAGCUCGGAAAGCUGGAGCCUCCCGUUUUCCAAGAGAAGAUAGAAACUCAGUUGCUCUGGUCCCUCCCAAGGCCUGUGACGGAGAAGCCUCGGGUCGUGUGUCCAGGGCUGUGGAGCUAUGAUCUUUGCGUCCCCACUGCCGGCAGCCAUGGCUUAGGACGAGUGAUGUCGGGGUUCCCGGGACCAGGGCUGAGGUGCAGGUGACCCCUCAUGGGCUUCCAGAGGCGGCUGAGCCCUCUGCUGACAGGCCUGUCUGUGGCGCUCCUGGUACUCCUCAGCGGGGUGGCGCUUGUCCAGCCCACCGACCUCUCAGCACUGGCCCACCACCCCCACUUGUGCCAGACCACCAGGGAGGCUGAUGGCCACCACUACCCGGGUUUCUUCUGCCCUCGGCUCUCUGAUGCGCCCGAGGAAGCCUACUGCUGCCACCUGCAGGCUGCGGGGGGCUCUUGCUGCACCCAGGACGAAUUCGAGGCCCUGUACCAGGUGAACCUGUCUGCCCUUCCACCCGCCCCCAUCUUCAGAGGCCCGGGACCUCUCCUAGCGCUGGGCCUGUACAGCCUGCUCCUUGUGGCGCUGAUGACCGCAGACCUCGUGCACUUCUGCCGCGGCCGGGGUCGGGGUGGAGGCCCGGGCCGGAGACGUGGUCCCUGCCCAGGCCGGGGCCGGGUUCGGGCUCUGGAUCGCUGGCGCCGCGGACCUCCGGCGAGGUCCUCCGCGGCGCGCCCCCUGCAGGUCUGGGACGGUGGGGACGUCAAAGCGCUUUACCGGCGGAGCCAGGCCCAGGAGAAGCUGGGCCGCCUGGACCAGGCCGUCCUGGACCUGCAGAGAUGCGUGAGCCUGGAGCCCAAGAACAAGGUCUUCCAGGAGGCCCUGCGCGACAUCGGGGGCCAGAUCCAGGAGAAGACUGACGCCUGGCACGGCGGGAGCCGGCGCUGUGGAAAUGAGGGGGAGGGCCUGGAGGCGGUGGUGGGCGUGGGCGGCGAAUGCGCUGGAAUCUGUGUCACGCCAGAGGGGGUGCGCGGGCGGCUGCCGCCCGGUGCCCGGGAGGGAGGGGCCGGCUCCGGCUUCCGCGUGCCCCCUGUGCCCACGCCGCGUCUGCUCGCCCGGCAGAAGCAGCUCAGCUCGGAAGGACAAACAGCCGCAGGGCGUUUGGGAGACGCCAUGGCGCGUCUCUUCCUGCCCGGAGUGCGCUACAUGUCCUCCACCGACGCCAAGGUGGAGCAGAUGUUUCAGAUUCUCCUGGACCCCCAAGAGAAAGGCACCGAGAAAAAGCAGAAGGCUUCUCAGAACCUGGUGGUGCUGGCCCGGGAGGAUGCCGGGGCUGAGAAGAUCUUCCGGAGCAACGGGGUACAGCUCUUGCAGCGCCUGCUGGACACAGGGGAGGCUGACCUGAUGCUGGCCGCCCUGCGCACGCUGGUCGGCAUUUGCUCGGAGCACCAGUCUCGGACGGUGGCCACGCUGAGCGUGCUGGGAACCCGGCGUGUGGUCUCCAUCCUGGGCGUGGAGAGCCCGGCUGUGUCCCUGGCUGCCUGCCACCUGCUGCAGGUGAUGUUUGACGUCCUCAAGGAAGGCGUGAGGAAGGGCUUCCGCGGCAAAGAGGGCGCCAUCAUCGUGGACCCUGCCCGGGAGCUGAAGGUCCUCAUCGGCAACCUGCUGGAGCUCCUGACUGAGGAGGGGGUUUCGGGCCAAGGCCGCGACAAUGCCCUGACCCUCCUGAUUAAAGUGGUGCCCCGGAAGUCCCCUAAGGACCCCAACAACAGCCUCACCCUCUGGGUCAUUGACCAAGGCCUGAAGAAGAUUCUGGAGGUGGGGGGCUCAGUGCAGGACGCCCCCGGGGAGCUCUCGGUGACCGCCGGCAGCCGCAUGAGCGCCUCCAUCCUCCUCAGCAAGCUCUUUGACGACCUCAAGUGCGAUGGGCUCUGCAAGCUCGGCUCAGCCGGCGGGACCGACUUCAGCAUGAAGCAGUUCGCUGAGGGCUCCACGCUCAGACUGGCCAAGCAGUGUCGGAAAUGGCUGUGCAACGACCAGAUGGACGCGGGGACUCGGCGCUGGGCGGUGGAGGGCUUGGCCUACCUCACCUUUGAUGCCGACGUGAAGGAGGAGUUUGUGGAGGAUGCGGCCGCCCUGAAGGCCCUGUUCCAGCUCAGCAAGUUGGAGGAGCGGUCAGUGCUCUUUGCCGUGGCCUCGGCGCUGGUCAACUGUACCAACAGCUACGACUACGAGGAGCCCGACCCCAAGAUGGUGGAGCUGGCCAAGUACGCCAAGCAGCACGUGCCCGAGCAGCACCCCAAGGACAAACCGAGUUUCGUGCGCGCUCGGGUGAAGAAGCUGCUGGCGGCGGGCGUGGUGUCGGCCCUGACGUGCAUGGUGAAGGCCGAGAGCCCAGCGCUGACCAGUUCCUGCAGAGAACUGCUCUCCAGGGUCUUCCUGGCGCUGGUGGAAGAGGUCGAGGACAGGGGCACGGUGGUUGCUCAGGGCGGCGGCAAGGCUCUGCUCCCGCUGGCCCUGGAGGGCACGGACGUGGGGCAGACCAAGGCCGCCCAGGCUCUCGCCAAGCUCACCAUCACCUCCAACCCAGAGAUGACCUUCCCCGGGGAGCGGAUCUAUGAGGUGGUCCGGCCCUUGGUCUCCCUGCUGCACCUCAACUGCUCGGGCCUGCAGAACUUCGAGGCGCUCAUGGCGCUGACCAACCUGGCGGGGAUCAGCGAGCGGCUCCGGCAGAAGAUCCUGAAGGAGAAGGCUGUGCCCAUGAUCGAGGGCUACAUGUUCGAGGAGCAUGAGAUGAUCCGCCGGGCGGCCACGGAGUGCAUGAGUAACUUGGCCAUGAGCAAGGAGGUGCAGGACCUCUUCGAGGCCCCGGACAACGACCGGCUGAAGCUGCUGGUGCUGUACAGCGGCGAGGACGACGAGCUGCUGCGGCGUGCGGCCGCCGGGGGCCUGGCCGUGCUCACCUGCGCCCGGCCCUCGCUCUGCAGCCGCAUUCCCCAAGUGACGUCGCACUGGCUGGAGAUCCUGCAGGCCCUGCUGCUGAGCCCCAGCCAGGAGCUGCAGCACCGGGGCGCUGUGGUGGUGCUGAACAUGGUGGAGGCCUCGCCCGAGGUGGCCGGCACCCUGAUGCAGAGCGAGGUGCUGGAGAUCCUGUCUGUGCUGGCCAAGGGCAAGGACGGCCCAGUCACCAGGGCUGCCACGGCUUGCCUGGGGAAAGCCGUGGACUACGGGCUCAUCCAGCCCCGCCAGGACGUAGAUUAAAUGGCUAGCGGCACGGUUCAGGGAGUGUGGACAAUGCAGCUUCGGCCACACGCUGGGUGCUCAGCACUGCGGUCUUCUCCCUAGCUGCCCAGGGCACUGCCCUGCGGACUCUGGGGACCGCACAGACACCGCCUGCGCUGCCCGCGCCCACUGGCCCACAGGCAGCCCUUUCUCUGAGCUCUAGAAGCCCGCAGCUGCGCCCUGACGCCCAGGGCCCUGCCCGGGAAGGGCACACCGGCCGCAGCACCAGCCCAGCGUCGCCCGAGCCUGCUGCCAGGGCACCCACCCUCCACCCCCAUCCCCACCCCAAUAAAAGUGUGCCUC
Messenger RNA from Condylura cristata (star-nosed mole), 4379 nucleotides. It is a transcript of the gene UNC45A, whose product is annotated as unc-45 homolog A (C. elegans). Lineage: Eukaryota; Metazoa; Chordata; Mammalia; Eulipotyphla; Talpidae. The transcript is spliced from 21 exons. Gene Ontology annotation, molecular function: Hsp90 protein binding. The coding region runs from base 1014 to 4055 and encodes 1013 amino acids. The record is from RefSeq and is a predicted model, not a curated record.